AAAGCGCUGAAGAGGUGAAAUCUCUUGGACAAUUGCCAAAAAGCCCUCCAAUCGAUCACUGUAAGGAUGAAAGGUGGCCUCUUUGUUGGUUUGUCAGCCUUGGUCUGCCAGAUUCUUGCUCAAGUCAAGAUUCCUUCAGUGCAAGAUUUUGAUGUAAAAAAGUUUGCUGGGCAAUGGUAUCUCAUAGCUAUGGUUAUGGACGAAGUAGUGAUUGAAGAUGCUGUGAAUGUUGGCACGACAGCAACACCCGUAGGAAGCCGAGACGUACUUCUCAACAUUGUGCUUUUAAAAAAUGAUAACUGCACUUCAGAAAAAGUUAAUUUAAUGCAAACUCUACAGCCUGGUGUAUUCAAAGUCACUGGCUGUGACAUCACUAUACAUAUGGUGGAGGUUGAUUAUGGCAGUUACCACAUUCUUCACUUUACAACAGUGAAUAACCGCAUUUUGCAUCUAUAUAGUAAGUGUUAUGGAGGGUGAUGGGUUCAUCAGGGGUUGGAUAGG
Heteronotia binoei (common prickly gecko) is the source of this 501-nucleotide messenger RNA. RefSeq names its product beta-lactoglobulin-1A/1C-like. Bases 67 to 477 code for a protein of 136 amino acids. NCBI's taxonomy places the organism in Eukaryota, Metazoa, Chordata, Lepidosauria, Squamata, Gekkonidae. The record is from RefSeq and is a predicted model, not a curated record. The transcript has 4 exons. Gene Ontology annotation, molecular function: small molecule binding.